GGGUCUACUCAACACAGCGAUGAGAACAUCGCUCAUAUUGCGCCUCUCUUACACCAUCGUGUAUUUAUCUCAGACUUAUCGUUAAUUACCCUCAUUCCUCCUCCAUCUCGGUCAGUGUUUCAGCACUGCAGCAUCGGUGCCUGUGCAUGUGAGCCGCGGGAGUGCCGCAGGACACCGCGCUUGAGACCCGCACCGCACCGUACCGUCACGCCACAGGACAUUCGUCUGUCUCCACUCUCCAGUACAACCACAACAUGAGUCGGAGCUUCAGCCCUGACAUCUGAGGCCGGAGCACGGGUCUCGACCACCGCAGUAUCGGGACUGCCAGAUUCAGUUUCGUGGACGACAUCACGCGCUGAGCCUGAAUGUCAAAAAGCUCGGCAGAAAGUCAGAGCAGGGGCGGCUCCGUCCGAGACGUGAGGAUGGCCUCUUCCAACAAUACCUCACCCGAAGGAGGCUCUCCACCCCACCAGAACCGCAUCCGCCAGUCGGACAGUAACACCAGCUUCCUGAGGGCAGCCAGGGCAGGUAAUAUUGAAAAGGUGCUGGAGUUCCUCAAGAGCGGACAGGACAUUUCCACAUGCAACCAGAAUGGACUCAAUGCGCUCCAUCUAGCAGCCAAAGAGGGUCACGCGGAGCUGGUGGAGGAACUUGUGGAGAGGGGUGCGAGCGUGGACUCUUCAACCAAGAAAGGGAACACAGCAUUGCACAUUGCUUGUCUGGCUGGGCAGAAAGACGUUGCGAAGUUGUUAGUGAAAAGAGGAGCGGAUGUAAACUCGCAGUCACAGAAUGGCUUCACUCCACUUUAUAUGGCUGCUCAAGAGAAUCACCUGGAUGUUGUGCGAUAUCUUCUGGAGAAUGGUGGAAAUCAGAGCAUGGCCACAGAGGAUGGCUUCACUCCUCUGGCCAUUGCUCUGCAGCAGGGUCAUAAUCAGGUGGUCUCUCUGCUGCUGGAACAUGACACAAAAGGUAAAGUCCGCCUGCCUGCGCUCCACAUUGCUGCCCGCAAGGAUGACACCAAGUCUGCUGCUUUGCUGCUUCAGAACGACCAUAAUGCUGAUGUCCAGUCUAAGAUGAUGGUCAACAGGACUACAGAGAGUGGCUUCACUCCUCUGCAUAUUGCUGCUCACUACGGUAACGUUAAUGUGGCCACGCUGCUGCUCAACAGAGGGGCUGCUGUAGACUUCACAGCAAGGAAUGGUAUAACCCCUCUUCAUGUGGCCUCCAAACGAGGAAAUACAAACAUGAUUGCUCUGCUGUUAGACAGGGGGGCUCAGAUUGACGCCAAGACCAGGGAUGGGCUGACACCGCUGCACUGUGCAGCCAGAAGUGGACAUGACACUGCAGUGGAAAUACUGCUUGAAAAAGGAGCUCCCAUACUGGCACGGACCAAGAACGGCCUGUCCCCGCUGCACAUGUCUGCUCAGGGUGAUCACGUUGAGUGUGUUAAGCACCUGCUGCAACACAUGGCACCGGUUGAUGAUGUCACACUGGACUACCUGACUGCCCUUCAUGUUGCCGCCCACUGUGGUCACUACAGAGUCACAAAAUUACUGCUUGAUAAGAAAGCGAAUCCUAAUGCCAGAGCACUGAAUGGCUUCACUCCUCUGCAUAUUGCCUGCAAAAAGAACAGAGUGAAAGUCAUGGAGCUGCUGGUUAAAUAUGGAGCCUCGAUUCAAGCUAUCACUGAGUCCGGCCUGACCCCAAUCCAUGUUUCGGCAUUUAUGGGACACCUCAAUAUUGUUCUCCUGCUGCUACAGAAUGGAGCCUCACCUGAUGUCUGCAAUAUUCGUGGCGAGACGGCAUUGCACAUGGCUGCAAGGGCAGGACAGAUGGAGGUGGUGCGAUGUUUGUUAAGGAACGGCGCUUUGGUGGAUGCCAUGGCCAGAGAGGACCAGACACCCCUUCAUAUUGCGUCUCGUCUGGGUCAGACAGAGAUUGUGCAGUUGUUACUGCAGCAUAUGGCUCAUCCUGAUGCUUCCACCACUAAUGGAUACACACCUCUGCACAUCUCCGCUCGUGAAGGUCAGAUGGAGACGGCUGCAGUGCUGCUGGAGGCUGGAGCAUCUCACUCACUCGCCACCAAGAAAGGUUUCACUCCUCUACAUGUUGCUGCUAAAUAUGGUAGUCUGGAUGUGGCAAAACUCCUCCUUCAGCGGAGAGCACUUCUUGAUGACACUGGAAAGUAUGGUCUCACACCACUGCAUGUAGCUGCUCACUAUGAUAACCAGCAGGUGGCGAUGAUGCUCUUGGAUAAAGGGGCCUCACCUCAUGCUACUGCUAAGAAUGGCUAUACACCUCUCCACAUUGCAGCAAAGAAGAACCAGACACAGAUUGCCUCUUCGCUGCUUCAGUAUGGAGCAGAGACCAAUGCAUUGACUAAACAGGGAGUGAGUCCUUUACACCUGGCAUCCCAGGAGGGAAAUGCAGAGAUGGCCUCCCUGCUGCUGGAGAGGGGUGCACAUGUCAAUGCUGCCACUAAGAGUGGCCUUACACCUCUACACCUCUCUGCUCAGGAAGACAGAGUGCAGGUGGCUGAAAUACUGGUCAAGCACGAUGCAAACGUAGACCAGCAGACCAAAUUGGGCUACACUCCUCUUAUUGUUGCCUGUCACUAUGGAAAUGUCAAAAUGGUUAAUUUCCUUUUGCAAAAUGGCGCUAAUGUCAAUGCAAAAACUAAGAAUGGCUACACACCACUUCACCAAGCUGCUCAGCAGGGAAAUACACAUAUUAUCAAUGUCCUGCUGCAGCAUGGAGCCAAGCCUAAUGCAGUCACUAUGAAUGGGAACACAGCACUCUCUAUUGCUAAGCGUCUGGGGUACAUCUCAGUUGUGGACACUCUGAAAGUUGUUACUGAGGAAAUAAUCACAACGACAACCACGGUGACAGAGAAACACAAGCUGAAUGUUCCAGAGACAAUGACAGAAGUUCUGGAUGUGUCUGAUGAGGAGGGUGAGGACACAAUGACAGGUGAUGGAGGGGAGUACCUGAGAGCAGAGGACCUGAGAGAGCUUGGUGAUGACUCUCUACCUGGACACUACCUGGACGGCAUGAGCUACACCCAUAACUUAGACCGGUCCCAUGAGACCCCCAGUCAUCUUGCUUACAGAGGUGAAGGAAUGCUGAUUGAGGAUAUGAUCACCAGCCACCAGCUUAAUAAGGUUUCUGCAUUCUCUCGAGAGCAUGAUAAGGACUCAUAUCGACUGAGCUGGGGUGCUGAACAUCUGGAUAAUGUGGUGCUUACUAGCACUCUUCUGCAGUCAGGCCGAUCAACCCCAUGCCUUGACAAUGACAACAGCAGCUUCCUGGUCAGUUUCAUGGUGGAUGCCCGUGGUGGUGCCAUGCGUGGCUGUCGUCACAAUGGACUACGCAUUAUUGUGCCACCCAGAAAGUGCUCAGCACCUACACGGGUCACAUGUCGUCUGGUGAAGAGGCACAGGCUGGCCUCUAUGCCCCCUAUGGUGGAGGGAGAGGGGCUCGCAGGCAAGCUCAUUGAAGUUGGACCCACCGGAGCCCAGUUUCUUGGUAAACUCCACCUCCCAACAGCCCCUCCUCCUCUUAAUGAGGGUGAAAGUCUUGUCAGCAGAAUUCUGCAGCUGGGUCCACCCGGCACCAAAUUCCUCGGGCCUGUGAUAGUGGAGAUCCCCCACUUUGCUGCGUUGCGUGGGACAGAGAGGGAGUUGGUGAUUCUGCGCAGUGAGACUGGAGAGAGCUGGAGAGAACAUCACUGUGAGCAUACAGAAGAAGAGCUGAAUCAGAUACUCAAUGGCAUGGACGAGGAAUUGGACACUCCUGAGGAGCUGGAGAAAAAGCGAAUCUGCCGCAUCAUUACAAGGGAUUUCCCACAAUACUUUGCAGUGGUGUCCCGCAUUAAGCAGGACAGUCAUCUGAUCGGUCCAGAGGGCGUGUUAAGCAGCACACUUGUUCCACAGGUCCAGGCUGUGUUCCCAGAGGGAGCAUUGACUAAACGGAUACGCGUCGGGCUACAGGCCCAGCCCAUCACUGAGAAUCUGGUGAGGAAGAUCCUGGGUAAUAAGGCUACAUUCAGCCCAAUUGUUACUUUGGAGCCCAGAAGACGCAAGUUUCACAAGCCCAUCACCAUGACUAUUCCUGUCCCUAAAAGCCCAACCAAUGAUGGGACAAACAGUACACCCACUCUACGACUAUUAUGUAGCAUUACUGGUGGGACGACUCCAGCACAAUGGGAGGACAUAACUGGAUCCACACCGCUAACAUUCAUCAACCAGUGUGUUUCAUUUACCACUAAUGUGUCAGCAAGGUUCUGGCUUAUAGAUUGCCGUCAGAUCCAGGAGUCUGUGAACUUCUCCAGUCAGCUGUAUCGUGAGAUCAUCUGUGUUCCCUAUAUGGCCAAGUUUGUCAUCUUCGCCAAGACAUUGGACCCUAUAGAAGCACGACUCCGCUGCUUCUGUAUGACGGAUGAUAAGAUGGAUAAAACUCUGGAGCAGCAGGAGAACUUCACUGAAGUGGCUCGUAGUCGAGAUGUUGAGGUCCUAGAGGGAAAGCCGAUCUUUGCAGACUGCUUUGGAAAUUUGGUCCCACUGACCAAAAGUGGACAGCACCAUGUGUUCAGCUUCUAUGCCUUUAAGGAAAACCGUCUUUCUCUCUUUAUCAAAAUACGUGACAGCACUCAAGAACCAUGUGGCAGGUUGUCUUUUACAAAAGAACCAAGAACAUAUCGCAGUCUAAACCACAAUGCAAUAUGCAACCUGAACAUCUGCCUACCUGUUUACUCAAAGGAAUCUGAUUCUGACCAAGAUGCAGAUGAGGAGAGUGAGAAGACACAUGAGCAAUUGGACUGGCAUGAUGAUGCAGAUAGGAAAGAAGAGACUUUGGCCAUCAUUGCUGACCUUCUAGGUUUUAGUUGGACAGAGCUGGCCAAAGAGUUGGAGUUUAACGAAGAUGAGAUUCAGCAAGUGCGUGCUGAAAACCCAAAUUCACUACAAGAGCAGAGUCAUGCUCUUUUACAGCGCUGGGUAGAGAGAGAAGGAAAGCAUGCAACUGAAGAUACAUUGAUUAAAAGACUCACUAAAAUAAAUCGCAUGGACAUCGUCCAUCUUAUUGAGAUCCAAAUGCACAAGUCGGUUCAGGAGCAAACUUCAAGAACAUAUGCAGAGAUUGAAAAGACCCUGGACCACAGUGAAGCUCUCUCCUCAGUCCAAGAGGAUGGUGACAGCCUUCGGGUGGUGCGGAGAGUGGAGACUUCACAAAGGCAUCCUCCAGCUGUGUCAGAAGAAGACUUAUCUGUGGCCUCUCUCCUUGACAUUCCAUCGUGGGCUGAAACAAUGGGAAACACCCAUUCAGAGAGCAUUCAUGGGGAUAUGAUCGAAGAAUUGGAGAUCAACCAGGACAGCUUCACCAAUCCAUGGCUGUUUCAAGAGGCCAAAAAAGAAUCUACAAAGGAAGAUGCAGAUGAAGAAGUUUCUGCAGAAUCUGAGGAGGAAAUUCAAGCUCAGUGUGACUUUUCAGACCAUGAAAAUGCUUGCCUCUCUUCAUCACCAAUCAUUUUGAACAGUCAGUCAGAAUUCCAACAACAGUCAACGAAGGCUUCUCAGAAUGCCUUUGAUUUCAGUCAGGUAUCUAUUGUGAGAUUUUCGUCAAGUGAAAAUUCAGUUUUGUCAACAGUUGACUCUGAACACACUGUACCCGACCUACUGCAACACACUUCACCAGACAGUCAAGAAGAAACAACUCAACUCCAAGAGCAAAAUUAUCAAGAUGAAGGUUCUGUGUGUCUUGAUCAAGUGUCACCUGUAUAUGAAAAAAGUGAUUUAGAAGGCAAUGAAAAAUCAGUAGAGGCGCAUCACUUUGAAUCUGAUGAAAUUUCAGACACCAUGGAGUCUUCUUCAUGUCAUGAAAGCAAAUCAUCUGAAGUUGAUAUAUCGGUUCCUGAGAGCAAUCAAAUAGUAGGCGAAAAUAUCAGUCCUUCAUUUUCCCCUCCUGCUCUUGAAAGGGAGGCUGAUGAAGCUGUCUCACACAGUGUUGAAGUGAAUCCGGGGGUUUCAAGAGUGACUCCAGACCUCAUUAAGGGCUCUCCAGAAUCAGGUCAGGUCUUUCUUACCCCAGAAAUGCUUAGUGAUUUGGAUCCAGUGCCAUCAUCGCAAAGCCAUAGAGUAGAAGAGCAAAAUUUUGUUGAAUCGUCUCUUACAGUUGACUCUGCAUCACUGCAGUCAUCUACCCAUCACGAGGUCACAAUUUUAAAUCAAGAACAAUAUAAUACCAACAGCUCCCCACAGCAUCCUUCAGUGCCUGAAUUUGAUCCUAGGAUAGAACAACAAUCUGAUUCCCAUGAACAACAUCUGCAACUAUUAGAGUCUCCAGAGCAAAAGCCUGAAACCUUAGGAGACCAUUGUGGUGAUCAGGACGAUGAAUAUAGUCCUGAGGAGGGAAAAGUAUGUACACAACUGGAUUUAACUAUUGAACCUCUUAUAGAUGACAGUCAUGAAUUUAAGAAAGAACUGUUGUCCCAAUCGGAGACUGACUCGGACAUGUGGAUUCAAAGUGAAACUCCACAGCUGAGUGAAACUUCACCUUUCUGUAAUUCUGACCUCAGCCCACAAACACCAGAAACAGUCAUAACUUGUAAACAUUUUGACUUUAUGGAGAAGUCUUCUGAACUUGGAUCAGCAUCUAUUAAGAAACCUCUUUCACAGGAGGCUGUGGUAUCCAAAGGUUUAAGACGACUGCAAUCUGAAUCAAUAAUCUCUAAUGCAACCCAACAGUCAGAAGAAAAACAUAUUGACCGGUGUCUCUCAGAGUCCUCCGAACCUUUGAUGCUCACUCUGAACAUGAAUCCAGCACUUAAGGAACCUGUUUCCCAGGAGGCAGUACUAGCUCCGCCACUCUCUCAGGAUGGCAGAUGCAAGACCUUAACUUCCAAAGGUUCCAGACGCCUGCUGUCAGACUCAGUUAUGUCUGGUACAACAUCCCAAAAAUCAGACGAAAAACACUCUGUCCGUUUUCUUUCUGACUCUUCUGAACCCUUGGUUUUCAGCAUGAAUUCAGUGCUUGAGGAACUUAAGAAAACAGUUCAACCACAACAACCAUUGUCUGAUCAACCACUCAGCUCCGAGAUGACUGUUUCAUUAAUUCUUGGUGUAUCCCAAGACACAUUCACAGGGAAUCUGCAAUCAAUGGUUGAAAACGCAUCAAUUCAGUCACCUAAAUCUCAAAUUGAUCUGAGUGAAAAUGUGAAAUUAGAAGUCACUGAUGUGCCAAAACCUGGCAAAGUUGAAAAGCCAAAACACAAAGAUUUACUAAGCAUUAAUCAACAUGAUGAGUCUGAUCCUGAGACUUUUUUUGACUGCAAACAAACUAUCUCAGACUAUUCUGAAGCAGAAGACGAACCUUGGAAAGGUGCCAUGGCGCUGAGUAAUAAAGUUUUAGGGUCUACUGUUCAUGAAUUACAACAACAACCAAAUGUCAGAAGUCCCUCAGGAUAUAAGUCAUCCCAUGAGAGCCCUCGUUGGUCAAUCAGGUCAUCAGACAGUGAAGAUUUCGAGGAUUCUGCCAUUUUCCAUGAACCUAAUGAUGAUACAGAGGAGAAAGAUGUUUACUUUCCAUGUCAGCAGAAAUGUUUGGAAUCAUCUGCACAAACUCCUCAGGAGCUUCCUCCUCGAGGAGGGGCUGAGUAUAAUGAUGAUGAUCUGAGGAGGGAGAUUGAUGAGACAUUAGGUGUGCUGUCGGAUAGCUCUGAUGAGGAUGUGGUGACCACCAGAGUGGUACGGAGGACAAUAAUUAUUCAGGGUGAUGAUGUUCCAGAUGUUCCUCCACAGUCUGUAACAGAAGAGCAGUACACAGAUGCACAGGGAAACUUGGUUGUGAAGAAGGUGACCAGGAAGGUCAUUCGACGAUGUGUGUCAUCUGAUGGGGUGGAGACAGAGCAGGUGAGGAUGGAGGGCUCCCCCCAGCAGCCUGUCAAUGUGGCACUGGGGGACGGAUACUCAAAAGUAAUAAAAAGGACAGUACUGAAGAGCGAAGGACAUCAGACAGAGGUGACUUUCCAUGAGCAAGAUGGCAUGUCAUCUUCAAAGGGUGAAUCUGCUCUAGGCCAAGAGGUCAGACAGGUGGUCCAGAUGACGAUGCUACAUGGAGAACAGCUGGAAAAGCAUGAGGGGGAUCCUUAUCUUGCCUCAGACCUGCCCUCAGCCCAGGAGGACUUCACCCAGGCUCUAAGCUACUUUGGAGGUUUUAGGAAGGUGCAGAUCUCUGGAGUGGUAGAGCAGGAAAUACUGCAGCCUGAUGGAUCUGUGAUCAGGAGGGCGAGGAUGCAGAAGUCUAGGACCCACAGGAGGUCAGUAGUGAGGGAUGCUGGGGGACAGAAGCGGGUGUGCGUGGAGCAGAUAGACGAUCGGUCUGAGCCCCAUGACAACUAACAGCAUCACCUCCAUCACCUCAUUCACCACUACUGUGCCCAAAACGACUGAGAGGAAGAGAGAGAGGAAGCCGAAGAGAAGUCCGAGUGAUGGUUUUCCCCUUCAUUUUCCUCUCCCUAUCUCCAUCGCUCCUCUCUUUGAGCCUGUCUGCUCUCCUAACCACUCCUAUGCACCAUGCUCAUGCAAUCCCAGAGUGCACUUCACUCCUGCCACUUCCAGUCUUCCUGUCCAGUCAAACUGGAUCUUUGCCCAAUUUAAGUCAACAGACAAUAUUUUCUCUCUCCUUAUUUUCCCCAGUUUACCACAAGUGUUUAUCUUUUUCUGUCCUUCAUUGUGACCAAAUAGUGUUCUUUCCUUUCCUUUGCUUUUUAAAUCCCUCAGUUAUAACACCUAUGAACACACCCACAAAAAUCACAAUAACCAAAAACGUUUUAUCAAAAGAGAGGAAAAAAAGUCCUGGUUGUUCAUACUCAGAACAUUUAAGCUUGAACUAACAGAACCUGUACUGCACUGCCUACCACAACUAUUGAAUAUCGUUGCAUUAUAUCACCACAUCAUGAACAUGCUAUUUUGAUCUCAACGGUUGAGAUGUCUGAAAACUUCUUGCCUUCUUUAUCAGCUGUUGGGGUAUCGUGUGUCUGUGUAUUCUAUCCAUGGAGAGUAUAUAUAAUAUGCAUUUUUAAAAUGACAGUAGAUCACAUUAGCCACCUGUAAGGAUAUUAGCAGGCAUGCUUAGCUAGCAGCAGUCACUUAUUAAUAACAGACUCUUUCUGUGGUUAGACGACUGUCAUUUUUCUGUCUUUUUCGUCUCACUUCUCUCUUUGUGUCUGUGAUCUGUAGCAAUUCUAGUCGUCAUCAUCAUCACAUUUCAGUGCAGCUUUUUGUUGUAAUAGAACACAUUAACAUGCGCUUUAUGGUUUUAAGCUCACUUUAGCAAGCGUGUCAAGAGGGACUCAGGAAGCAAAGGUGGAAUCAAAUUCAAGUAAUCAGUUACACAUAUUCUAUUCUAUUUUUAUCUUUCGAUCUGAAUUCAUUAAUUUCUUUACGUAUGUGUUUUUGAGUGAGUGUGUGUGUGUGAAA
Molecule: messenger RNA, 9473 nt
Organism: Onychostoma macrolepis
Lineage: Eukaryota; Metazoa; Chordata; Actinopteri; Cypriniformes; Cyprinidae
Gene: ank2a
Product: ankyrin 2a, neuronal
Biological process (GO): signal transduction; protein localization to T-tubule; regulation of cardiac muscle contraction
Cellular component (GO): T-tubule
Molecular function (GO): protein binding
Source: RefSeq, a predicted model, not a curated record